Messenger RNA from Closterium sp. Yama58-4, 1110 nucleotides. NCBI's taxonomy places the organism in Eukaryota, Viridiplantae, Streptophyta, Zygnematophyceae, Desmidiales, Closteriaceae. The record is from the annotation of a GenBank genome assembly.
AUGGCCGACAUUCAGGCUCUCGUGAUCGGCAAUGGUUCCAGUACGGUGAAGGCCGGAUUCGCUGGAGAUGAUGCGCCGCGUGCAGUGUUUCCCAACGUUGUAGGUCGUUCUCCUGAAGAGGGGAAUGCUUACGUUGGUGAUGAAGCCGUGUCCAAGCGUGAAAAUUUGACGCUGAAGCAUCCUAUUGAGAAGGGUGUUGUGACGAGCUGGGACGACAUGGAAAAGGUCUGGCACCACACCUUCUACAAUGAGCUUCAUGUCGUUCCAGAGGAGCAUCCGGUGCUUCUGACCGACCAACCUUUGAAUCCCAAGGCGAAUCGCGAGAGGAUGACCCAGGUUAUGUUUGAGACUUUCAACGUACCGGCAAUGUAUGUCGCCAAUCAGGCCGUGCUCACCUUGUACUCCAGCGGUCGUAGCACUGGUAUUGUUCUGGCCUCCGGUGAUGGCGUGUCCAGCGCUGUCCCCGUCUACGAGGGUGAAACUCUAACGCACACGAUUCGCAGUUUGGAUCUUGGUGGCCGUGAUUUGACUAUGUACCUGGCUUUGAUUUUGCAAAUGAAGGGUCACUCCUUUACCACGGCUACCGAGCUGGAGAUUGUGAAGGACAUCAAGGAGAAACUCACCUACGCUGUUUUGGACUUCCAAAAUGAGAUGGCUACUGCGGAUUUAAAAAAUGAUUUGGAGAAGAGUUAUGAACUUCCUGAUGGCCAGCUUGUUACCCUUGGCAAUGAGCGCUUUAGGUGCCCAGAAGUGCUCUUCAACCCAGGGUUGGUUGGCAUGGAACAGGCGGGUAUCCAUGAGAUGUGCUUUGAGCCCAUCAUGAAGUGUGACGUUGAUAUGAGGAAGGAGAUGUAUGCUAACAUCAUUCUCAGCGGUGGUUCUACUCUGUUUCCUGGAUUUGCUGAUCGUUUGAACAAGGAGAUCACUGAGGUUGCUCCCCACACCAUCAAGGUCAAGGUGAUUGCUCCACCUGAGCGGGAGUUCAGUCCUUGGAUUGGUGGAUCCAUGUAUGCGUCUCAGAGCACCUUCCAGGAGAGGUCGAUCUCCAAGACCGAGUAUGAUGAGAGUGGUCCAUCCAUUGUCCAUGAUAAGUACACCAAGUUUAUAUGA